Molecule: messenger RNA, 2602 nt
Organism: Cannabis sativa
Lineage: Eukaryota; Viridiplantae; Streptophyta; Magnoliopsida; Rosales; Cannabaceae
Product: pentatricopeptide repeat-containing protein At1g11900
Exons: 4
Coding region: 982-2154 (390 amino acids)
Molecular function (GO): protein binding
Source: RefSeq, a predicted model, not a curated record
AGAAUCAGGAUCGGGUCGGGUCGGGUCGGGUCGUUGUCUGCGUCCCUAAAUCAACGAUUCAAACAUCGACUUCUGAGUUCUCUCUUUCUUCAGUCUGAGUCGACGCAGCUCCACGCCUCCACUCUGCCACUUCUCUCAAAUAAAAUGCCCAACUGAGUUCUAAAAUAAAGAGAUUUUGAAUUGAACUAAAGUUAUGCUCCACCAGUUUCCUUUCUUCCAUUGUUAUUUAAUUAAUACCGGGGAGGGAUUCAAAAGUGGAUUUAACAAAGUUCAAGGUCUAUGUAGGUAGAUAUCUCCAAUCAUUGGACAGUUGAGCGAGCAGUAUCCUCCUCAUGUAAUAGCAUGUAAGAUUGACAUUGAUAAGAAUGUCUAGACUCUCCUGAUUCUGGGCUCUCUCCAGCUAAGUUUCACGGACAAGGUUAGUGGUGAUAAUCUGUUUUAAUGAUAUGAAUGAAUGUGUGUGAUGUUUGCUUUUAAUACGAGUAAGGCUGAUAGUUUGAUAUAUUGUUUUACUAGAUGAUGUCUGAUGAUUUGUUUCUAACUUGGUUGGGUUUGUUUAAAUUAGUUAAGGGAUCCAGUUGUCUUCCUAAAUUUUUUCCAAAUAAUUAAGUUGAAUUAAGAAAGAUAAUAAUCUAAGUAUCUGGCUAGUUUGAUUUUUUCUGUAUGUAUUUUGGAUGAAGAGUCCAGUUAUCCUGAUUACACAUGAAAAGUCAUAUCAGGAGGUUUUGCCACACAUGAAUGUACUUAGAUUUUUAUUCUUGGAAGCAAUAUAAAUCGACUCAAAGAGAUAUUUUAGUAUUUCACUAUGUUUGUUCAUUACAUGUCAAAUGAAACAUAUCCUUUGGUAAUUGCAUUGUCUUAUUUUGGUCUAGACACUCUAGACAGCUAACCCGAAACCUCUUGUCCAUUCCAUAUAUUUUGUAACUGUAACACCCUAUAUAUGCAGGGCCAAUCUAAACCAGAGAGUUUGUGAACGGGAAAAUGUUAUUCCCUUCAAGAAGCUUCAGGCAGAUUCUUUCGUGCACUAAAGCAACUCAAUUAACUUCUCGCACUCUCAGCUGCCACUCCGUUUCUAAUCACUUUUACCCAACUAGACGCAAUCACUUCUGUUCACAGAACCAGAUCAUAUUCAUCCCAGUUGUUUACUUUUGGUCCUCACCUCUCUUUGUUAUUGCAAGUAAAUUCGUUGGCAGUUGUCAAUCAUUUUCAACUAAGGCAUCUGAUAAUGAAGAGGAAGAGCGAGUCCUUAAUGAAAUUUUCGCUGCCAUAGAAACCGCCCCAAGGUCUGCCUCAGAAAUAUGUACUGCUCAUAUUGAUAAGCUGUGCAAGUCUGGAAAUAUUUCUGCUGCUGCUAGAUUUCUCAAAACCUUGCAUGAUAAACAUAUCUUCAUUAGCUCUAGAACGUACAAUGUCCUAUUGGCAGCAGCCUGUGAAAAGAAUGACACUGUCCUUAUAUCUCAAGUUUUUUCAGAUGCAAUUGUGUCUUCUACAACAUUGCCUUCAGCUUCUUAUCUUUAUAUUGCAAAGUCUUUUGCAAUUGGGUGCACAGAUCUGCAUAGGUUUAUCAAAAAUAUCUUGGAGUUGACCUUGCCAAGCAUGAAUGUUCUAAACAGUAUCAUUUCGGCCUUUGCAGAAAGUAGGAAGAGUGAUCAGGCUCUUUUGAUAUUUGACCAGAUAAAGAGUUCAAAACACAAACCAGAUCUGAUUACAUACAAUAUUGUUUUGCAUAUUUUGGGCUGUGCUGGUCAUGUUGAUAAAAUGCUUCAUGAGUUUUCCUCAAUGAAGGAAGCUGGGAUCUUCCCUGAUGUUAUUUCAUACAAUACAUUGUUAAACAAUCUGAAGAAGGCAGGAAGAGUAGACAUGUGCACAUCAUAUUUUAAGGAAAUGGUCGACAAUGGAAUCCAACCAGAUUUGCUUACUUAUAGUGCUUUGAUUGAUUGUACUGGCCGCGCGGGAAAUGUUGAGGAAUCGUUGAGACUCUUUAGCGAGAUGAAGGCUAGGCAAAUUCGUCCCUCCAUCUAUAUCUAUAGGUCACUGGUCCAUAAUUUGAACAGGGUAGGGAAAUUGAAGUUGGCAAAAUCACUCUUAGAGGAGAUGAAAGCAUGCAGUCCCUCUGAUCUGGCUAGUACAGAGGAUUUUAAAUCAUAUUCAUAGUGACUCUAACAAUACUACGGGAUUCAUUUGAAACAUAUUCUGUAGGUGAUGAACGUGAACAAGAUCUUACAUUCUGAGGUUCAUUUAAAUUAUAUUCAUCUGAUCAACUUGCUUGUGCUUUGAGCAAAAUAUUGUAAGAACAAUUGCCAGUGCAUGAAGAAGAAGCUUUUGCCCAUGCAUGUGCCGGGACCUUUUCGGAGUGUGUUGCAAUGAUUUAGCCAGAGAACGAUUGUACAAAGUAUCAACUGCAUGUUCAUAGACAGUCUAGAAUUGUUCAUCACAAUUCAUACCAGCAUAGCUUUUGCUUGUAACUUUUUUUUUCCUUGAAUCACGAUCCGAUUCUCCCAAAAUUUCAUUACCAUAGAUUUUGUAUUUUAUUGUUAAUAUCAUGUGUCUGUGAAGUAAUAUUGCCAACUUUUAUUAUUGACUAAUGAGAGCUUUCAGAUUA